Molecule: messenger RNA, 1799 nt
Organism: Notolabrus celidotus (New Zealand spotty)
Lineage: Eukaryota; Metazoa; Chordata; Actinopteri; Labriformes; Labridae
Gene: rnf25
Product: ring finger protein 25
Biological process (GO): protein ubiquitination
Cellular component (GO): nucleus
Molecular function (GO): protein binding; ubiquitin protein ligase activity
Source: RefSeq, a predicted model, not a curated record
UCCAGCUCAUUCUCUGGCUGCUUGAGUCCAGACCAGAACUCAGGAACCACAGAAGAAGACAGACGCUGCUGCAAAGUCUCCAGCAGCCAGCUUCCAAGCAGCCGGUCCAGACCCUGACCCGACAGCAGGGCCAGGGAUCCAGAGAGGCUCUGCUCUGUCACUGAGCAGGGCUCGUAGUUACCUAUGUAGUCGCUAGCUGCUAGCGGCUAACCCAGAAACAUCAUGAUGGCAGCGGAGUGCGAUGUGCUGUCUGAGAUCGAGGUGCUUCAGUCCAUCUACCUGGAUGAGCUGCAGGUGAACAGGAGAGAGGACGGGAGCUGGGAGGUGAGCCUGGUCCUGUACCCGUCCACAGCGGAGGACUCAGUCUCCCAGUUUGUCCGACUCACCCUGACUUUGACCCUAGACCAGCAGUAUCCCUCUUCCUCUCCGGACAUCUCCAUUCACAAGCCUCGAGGACUCUCUGACCCUCUUCCUCUUAGCGUCCAGAAGUGUCUGCAGCUGGAGGCUCAGUCCUGUCUGGGCUCCCCUGUGUUGUAUCAGCUCAUUGAGAAAGCAAAAGAAAUCCUGACAGAGAGCAACAUUCCUUACGGGAACUGUGUGAUCUGCCUCUACGGCUUUAAGGAGGGAGAGACCUUCACCAAGACGAGCUGCUACCACUACUUCCACUGCCACUGCCUCGGCCGCUACGUCCUGCACUCUGAGAGCGAGCUGCGUCAGAGGGAGAAGGAGCUGGAGGAGGACAAGACCAGAGACGGAUCAGAGCAUCAGGAGCUGACCGUGGUGUGUCCCGUGUGCAGAGAGACCCUGGCUUAUGAUGUGGACCAGCUUCUGGCCUCUCCUGCACCUCAGCUGCCAGAGCUGGAUGAAGCAGCCAUCGGUUCAAGCUUUCAACAGAAGUGGUUUGAACUGCAGAAGAUUCUGGAAAGACCAGAGAUCCAAGGGGGGAUCAUCGACCCGGAGGUGGAGUCCAAUCGUUUCCUUAUCCACAUCACUGAGACCAAAGCUCAGGGUAACCACGGUCAGCAGGGAAACGUAGAGUCCUGUCAGACCGAGACCGGGACAGGCAGGGAAGUCCACGAGCUGAAAGAGAGACCAGUGUUUCUGGGGGAUCAGGAAGCCUCAGAGGCUGGAUUCCCGAAAGAUGCUGCAGACUCAGCAGGCGGCCGUGGUCAUCCCGGGAGGAGACGGGGUCCGUACCGACCUGUCCCACACACCGGGGCCCCGGGGCCUGCACACCACCACUGGGACGGACGAGCUCCACGGAGCAGGGGAGGGGCCAAUAACCAGUACAGCAGAGGAGGCGGGCCUCGCCGUGGUCACGGCAGGGGUUACUACAGGGCGAUGGAGAGAGACAGAGGCAGAGAAGAGGUGCUAUGACAAAGGGCGACAGGAGGGCCGAUGAAACAAGUGUAUGAGUGCCUCCAUGAUCAUUCUGCAUAGAUUACCGCCCUGCAACAGAGACCACAUUCAAUGUAGAGUCUCCUCCUCCCGUACAUCACUGUUCUCAUGCUCUCUGCUAUGCAUUCUCAUGCACACACUCAUUAGGUGCAGAUGGUUGUUGCUUCUUGUUGUGGUGCAAUAUGACUUGAAAGAACUACAGAUUAAAUCUUAUCUGGAUAUUACCGAGUCUGUAUUUACAUUUUGUUUCCAGUUCUGUUCUUCAGUCGUCGGUUUGAAGUGUGACUAUGGCCUUCUUUUUUUGAAACUAAUUAAAAUGUAAGGAAAUUCAGCAAAGCAUUGAACCAGAGAUGUCUGAUUUUUGUUGUUGCUAUUUAAUAAAAUCAGACAGUUUCAUUCUU